Molecule: messenger RNA, 2039 nt
Organism: Vespa crabro (European hornet)
Lineage: Eukaryota; Metazoa; Arthropoda; Insecta; Hymenoptera; Vespidae
Product: intraflagellar transport protein 81 homolog
Exons: 13
Coding region: 33-1967 (644 amino acids)
Biological process (GO): intraciliary transport; cilium assembly
Cellular component (GO): cilium; intraciliary transport particle B; centrosome
Molecular function (GO): tubulin binding
Source: RefSeq, a predicted model, not a curated record
CGUGCAAUAUUUUAAGAUAAGAUAUUGCAAGGAUGAGCGAAAAUAUUAAAUUUAUCGUAGCAGAAGUUAAUAAAUUGUUAGAAAAAAAUUACAAUUUGAUUGGUUUUAGUGCUUUGAAUCCUGAGGACUUAUUACAGAUCUUAAGCGAUGUAUUAAUAAAAAUACAACAACAAGAUGCACCAAAAAUCGAUAUUAAAACUGAAACCCCUGAACAGAGUUCAGUACGUAUUCUUUCUGCUCUUCGUAUACUUAAAUAUCAACCGAAUUCUGAUCCAGCGACUUUUCGACAAGGAAUCGUUCGAGGUGAUUCUGAAACAAUAUAUGCAAUUUUAACAUGGUUAUUAACUCAUAAAGAUAUAGUUCGUCAAAGAGCUUAUUUGGCACGUUUUCUUGUUAAGAUCGAAAUUCCAUCAGAUUAUUUAGGAGAUCCAGAAAUAGCAGCACUGUACGAACAAUAUUCGAAUAUGGUUAAUCAAUUUAAAACUGUUCACAAAGAAAGAGAGAUCGGUAAAAAGAAUUUUGAGAUUGCUGCUGAAUUUACAGAAGAUCUCAAAGCAAUGGAAAAAGAAAAAGAGGCAGUUUUGCAGCGUAUCGAGAAGAUGAAAGUUAAAGCUCAACCUGCAUUUUAUCUUUUGGAUGCAGCUCGUGCCUUACGUAUGGAAAAAGAUCGAGAACGUGAUCUUGCUUUACAGAAAGAACAAGAAAGCAAGAUAAUGUCUGGUUUACAAAUAUCCUUUCAAGGAAUAGAACGUGAGUUGCAAACAUUAAAACGAACUAGUGAGGAAAUAACACCUCAAACAUUAAUACAACAUCUAACGGACGAAGUGACCGUACAGACUGCCAUAAUGAAAGAGAAGUUAGCUUAUGAAAUUGAGAUGAAAAAAAAACGAAUAGCUGCUCUUAUGUCAGUACGAGGAUAUUCUUAUUUAGGACCAGAUCAAAUAACAACUUUAAGGAACAAAUUAGACUUAAUAACAAAAGAAAUUCAAGGUUUAGUCGAAACAAAGAUCACUAAAACUGAUAAUGAUAAAAUGGAACCAUUUCGUCAACAAGCAACAACAAUAUCAAAUAUGAAACGAAAUGUACUCGAACGAUUAGAGAAUACAAAUGAUCGUUUGAAAGAAUUACAAACGAAACUGGAAGAGAAAAGAGAACAAUCGAAAAUCUUCAUGGAAGAGAUGGCACCUAAGGGAGAAGAUUUGAAAAAAUAUGUAGCUCAUUUAAAAAUCAAAAGUAUAUCGUACAAACGUUACAGGGCAGAAUUGACGGCGUUGAAAGCUGAAGUUGGAGUAUUGCAACGAACGGCCGUUAUUCUUAGAGCACAGGCAGCGUUAAUAGAUCAAGGAAAUAAAAAUUUAGAUUUAGGAAAGCAAUCGAUUCCUGAUAGUUAUACACCGGCCAAUGCAUUUUCAACAAAUGUGCAAUUAUUCAAAAUGAUAUCUGCACUACGUGCUAAACUCCUACCUUUAUUAAAUGAAACUCAGACGUUACGACAAAAGUCUCGUGACUUGGAGGAACGUUAUAGGAAAGCUAACACAGUUCAGUCGACUUUAGAAACAGUUAUCGGAAGUCCAACAGGAAAUGUAUUAUUUGAAAUAAAUCAAUUAAAAGAGAAGAUAGCAAAGGAUAAAGAAGAAAAAGAAAGGCUCAAAGAAGCAUUAUCCAAAAUGAAAAUUUUGGAACAAAGAAUACAAAAAGAAAUGGAUGCAUCGUCAAGUUCUGAUAAUAGCCGAAGUUUAAAAGAUGAGUUCAGCGAUUCGAUUGCGGUCGAAGAAGAAAUUAUGAAAAAUUUAAAACUUCAAAAAGAAAAUCUUGAAAAAGAUGCUAGUAAAAAUGAAAAACAAACACAACAAUGGAAUCAAAUUGCAGCAAUAUUCACUUGCAAAAUUCAAUGUGCAGAAGAUAGUAAACAUAAUAAUGGGAUUGUAGUACGCAGAGGAGGAGCUGAAACUCUUGUAUUGCAAUAAUAAAAUUUUAAUUUGCAUAACUAUAUGUAAUAUUGUAUUUCGAAAAAGGAAAUAUAUUAUUUUUUAUUUUAA